This is a messenger RNA of Maniola jurtina (meadow brown), 2391 nucleotides long. RefSeq lists its product as uncharacterized. NCBI's taxonomy places the organism in Eukaryota, Metazoa, Arthropoda, Insecta, Lepidoptera, Nymphalidae. The record is from RefSeq and is a predicted model, not a curated record. The transcript is spliced from 17 exons. The coding region runs from base 462 to 2198 and encodes 578 amino acids.
CCGUGGCGGGAAAAAUAAUUAUUGGAUUUGCGUUGAUAACUUUGUGCGCGUAACUAACCGUUGAAAAAUUUAUUAAUCGUGAAUUCUUUCACAAUGGAAUUUCAUUUUAUGUUGAUUAAAAUGAUAGUGUGGCUUAAGUGAAAGACUCGAUUUUAAACUGCGCUAAAAAUUUGAUAGACGUUGUGUACUUCACCUAUGAAAUAAAACUUCGCUCUUUUGCGACAUAACAUUGGCUAUUACCCGUUGCUAUGGCAAUCCAAGACACAACUUAGAAACGUCAUUUAAAUACGAAACACGCGAAUUUUCAUAACGUUUGGUGAGUGAUCAAAAUUUUGUAGAGUUUAUAAUAUUUGUUAAAAUGAUUGUAACUUAGCUUCUUCUUUCUUUCAAGAGUGGUGGUGGUGAAGAGAGGUGGUGGAAAUCUUUCUAGGUGGAAAGUUGGAAAGAGUUGAAGAUCCAGGAUGCCGGAGUUAAUCGAGCAGAUGUACUGCUCCCAGCAGAUCGUCAUACCACCCAAGUUUCCUUAUAUACUGAAAAGAUAUUGUAAAGCUGCCAUUAAAACUCAGCCGUACGACCUGCUUCGGUGGUCGUUUGAGUACUUUUCUGCGCUGUCGGAAAACCGACCCCCGCCCGUGAAGCUGAGGCUCGAAUACCCCAUCUACAGCACCGAGGGCGGCUUGACUAGAGGGUGUCUGAAAGUUCUAGCUAAUCAGUUGGCUGGCAUGACCAAUCUGCCCCUACCAGUAGUACGCAAAGCCUGGCGAGGAUUCUGCCUGGAUCCUGCUGAGCUGAAGAGAAUUUUCUGCCUCUGCGAAGUGUAUAUGAGACAAGAAAGCGUGCCGUUUCUACGUUUUAUAGCUGUGGCAGGUGGAUUACUGACUAAGACUCUAACACACACCAUGAUUCUCCUCUGUGAGACCCUCACCAAAGAGCCUGAGGGGGGCUCGGCCGCGAUACCUAUCACCGACUUCCUGACCAUGUACGAGUACUUGGCACGAUUGGAUGCUUCCAAAGACGUCAAGUACUUCAACGGAUAUAGAGAAGGUGAAACUCCAAGACAAGAGUCCAUCGUGGAAGAAGAGGAGCAGCAGCAAGAAGUAGAAAUCGAGGAAGAAAAAUUGUCAGACGACUACUGGCAAGACACCAGACACCUUCAGAAAUUAAAUCUUAUUGGUGACUACGUAUCUCAUACUUCAAGGUUGAGUGCUAAGCUCACUUUGCCAGUGAUUGGCAAACUGGAACGAUCACCGUCCAUUGAAAGAGCGACUCAAAUAGAGCGGGAGAGUUAUUUGAGAGAGAGAAAAGGUAGAGCUGCCCGUAAUGAAGACGUCGAACAAAAGCUUCGAGAGCUGAGCAGUACUCUGGUCGGAACUCAAGAAAUCACCUCUGAUGAUUUUCCAAAAAAAGAAGAAAAAGUUCAAAAAAAGAAAGAAGACGUUAAAAUAGUAACGUUUGAUGAAGAUGGAAAUGAAAUACCUUACGAGCUUUAUGGUGAGCCGGUAGAUACACCGCAGAUAGAAGAAGAGGAAAUGGACGAGGAGAUUAUGUUAGGAACAGGUGAAGAAACGGAAAAUGCGGAAGAUGAACUCCAAAUUGACAUUGAGAAACGAAAGAUUCAAUAUUUUGUUGACGAAUGUUACAAGGAUCGUGAGAGGCGUCGUGCAGAUUUAAUACAAACUUUUGACGAGAUUGCAGAAAUCGUGGACACAUACAAAUCUGCUAACUAUGACCUUGGCAUGGUCGCUGGACGUCAAAUGUCUACCACGAGCGGUGAAUUCAUCGUGGCGAACAUCCAGAAGGAGAUCAUGGAUUACAUUAAUGAGCAAAUUGCCAUACUGCCUGACCCUGACUUGAAGAAAAAGAAGGCAAAACCCGAAGAAGUCCAGAUGAUCAAAGACCUCCUGGAGAAAUUCCUCGAUGACAACAUGGACGUGAUCGCACCGGAGAUCGAAGAGGUUGAGGAGGAGGAGCAAGCUAUACCUGAUGUUACUGUGGUGUACGCUGUCCCCGGCAUAGGAGCUCCGGUCGACGAGGAUCUCAUGAAGGACUUCGAGGAAUACGCCCUGGAGGUGUGCAAGGUGCAAGCUGAUGUCUUCAUGCCGAGGAACAUACGCCAUUUCCUGUGUCCACCGUUGGAGAUGUACGAAAGUCAUUUUCAAAAAGAAGAAGUUGCAACGGGUGGUGUUAUUACAGAUUAAUUAUAAAUUAUUAUUACUUACUUCUUGGUAUAUUAUUGUUAUUUAACUGCACAUGAAUAAAUCUAGUUAAUUUAUAUCUUAAUCCAUUUUAAUAAAACUUUUUUAUACUUCCUUAACAAUUUUGCAUUGUUAAGGCACGCACACAUUUGACGGACCACAUUUUGUAGCGAACUUUUUUAAUGUAAUAAUGAUA